AUGGCGAGAAACAUGAUGCAGUCGUCAGCAGACCGAUUGACGCUUAGAGACAUCAGAAACCUCAUCUGCCUCCUCAUGUGCGCGGACCACCAAUAUAACAAUUACAACUACAAAAACCAGGUAGAAGCGGCCUGGAGCCUUGAGUUUCCUAGCCUCGACUUCAGGACCCGGAAACACCCCUCUCCAUACUCGCUCAAGAGUGGAAUAGAUCACGUUUUCAACGCCGCACCAGCAAAUGCACCGAUCACGCCUCCGUCAUCCGGCCAACGACCCCAGGACACUGCCAGCUCUCGUUUGGAGAAUCGUCAGUCGCCGCCUCCACGGAUCAACCUCCAUCCUGGCUCCAAGGCUGGGCCCUCCAUCCCCGACACCCCACCUUCGUCCGAGGAAGAUUCUCCAGCGAACGAAGACGCUGAUGAGACUGAAGUCCCAGAGUCUCCAUUGGUUGCGCGAGCAUCACGCUGUGGUCGUGCCGAUAGACAUCCCGAUGGCUCAGCCGGAAGAAGGGAGGCGUCCUUGAACGAAAUACCCGCUCCGCUCAUGCGAAUCGAGCAGGCCGCCUCGUCGAUAUUGGACGUGGUCGAAGAAGUAACUGAUGCAUCCACGGACACGAACUCCACAUUGACGCAACCAGAGGCAACCCCACCCUCUGCUCAUGUCGGCGAGCAAAUUCAAGCAUCGGCCGUCGCUGAAGAAGCUACGCCCGUAACGCUAACCGCCACUGACGAAGACACACCGACAAGUGCACCGCAAGCUACGCAGGGAGUAUCAGCUGUGGCCUCUCCAGCGCUGUCUUCAACGCCAGAUCUGGCAACAAGCGAUGGAAGAUUCUCACCUGUUGAUGCAUCGACUUGGGCUCCGUGCACUAUUCGAUCGGAAGUUCUUACACUUUUGCUGGAACCACUACCGAGGCCGCGAGCCAAAGGAGCCAUUUAUGCCGUCAGCGUCAAUGCCGACGAUUCAACUCCGAUGGUCAAGAUAGGCUACACAACACGACCCGUUAGGACCCGGCUGCGGGAGAUUACCAACCAGCACGGCAUUACAUUCAACCGGAACACUGCAUACUAUUUGCCUGGCAUACCACUCCUACAGCUACUCCGCCUGGAAGCUCUGGUCCACGCUGAUCUAGCAUUCUUCCAGCGAGACCUCCGCGUACAGCACGGGAGAGCGCACAGGACGCAUCGCGAGUACUUUGAGGUGGACCUUUCUGUCGCACAGAGGACUAUCAAUAGAUGGUGGGCUAUCAUGAGAGACAUCGGUCUCGAGCCUGGGCAAGACCUGGACCAAGCUGUAGUCGAUGCUAUUCAUGGAAGUCAAGCGCUGGAUGUUGAGGUCGCGGAUGCGGAAGCGACCACCACCGAGCCUGAUGUCUGGCACCGGCUUAACUUGGAUCAUCAGCGACGAGAGCAUGUCUGGAACGUGGUAUUCCGAAGGGAUAGCGGCGGUUUCAGAAUGUACAACGAGAGGUCUGGCGUCACUUGGUUGUUCAUGGCGUUGGUGUUACUCAUGCUUCCGGACGUCCUCAAUUGUCCGCCACGUGUGGUAUACGCUCUAGCCGCAGUGCUUUAUUGGUUGUUCUGGCACUGGAGAAUCGUAUGA
This is a messenger RNA of Saxophila tyrrhenica, 1599 nucleotides long. RefSeq lists its product as uncharacterized. Bases 1 to 1599 code for a protein of 532 amino acids. The transcript has a single exon. The record is from RefSeq and is a predicted model, not a curated record. Lineage: Eukaryota; Fungi; Ascomycota; Dothideomycetes; Mycosphaerellales; Extremaceae.